AUGGACGCGGCGCCCGUCUCCUUGUACACGCUCCCUACCAGUCCGGCCGCUUGGGACCGGAUUGGCAUCUUCUUCAUCUGCUAUGCCUGCAUAUGGACGACGCUCGUCUUCUCGGGCAUGGCCUUUUGCUGGUUCAACCGCCACCAUCCUGUUCUCAAGAUUCGCGGUCUGCCGCUGUCGUUCACUGCCAUUACAUUCCUUCAUGCGUACUGGAUUCUUGCGCAGAUCACAUAUCCCAUUGGCAGGACGAUCCCAACUAUUCUCGCGUACGACAUCCAGUACUUCUUCAUGGGCAUAUGGUUCCCGCUGGGGAUUGCCCUCUUCCAUGCUUCCAACACACGUUUCCUUCACAUCGCCAAGCUGCAGAAGCAGUUCACGCACCCUGAGCUCAGGUUUCGAGCGGGUUGCGAUGGCGCCAAGUCGUCAUGGCUUUGCCGUCUGAGAAAUAUGCGCUACACGAGGAGGGUCAUGAUACUCAUCGGCUUCGGCAUGGUCUUACAGGUUCUCCUCACCGUCGGCAUGUGGCUGGCUUGCAAAAAGUACCACCCUACGUAUGGCAUUCCAGGCACCGAGCUGAAAGGCGCCACGAUCCCUGAGCAACUCGAAGACCUCGGCCGUGGGUGGGAGUGGUGGCCUUCGGUCCUGUGGCAGGUCAUCUGGACGUGGAUCGUGGCACCUAUCCUUAUCUGGAGGGCAUGGAAUAUUCGUGACACCAUGGGAUGGCGGACGCAAACUAUCGGCUGCUGCCUCUCAAACCUUCAUGCGACGCCCAUGUUCCUCAUCGCAUCCUACGUGCCUGCAUUCAGAAAGGUCAACCCAUAUUUUACGCCCAGCCAAUGGAUUCACCUGUCAAUCUUCAUGUUUGAGAUCUUCACCGUCUUUGUACCGGUCUUCCAAGUCAUCCGACUCCGUAUCCUCAGUAAAAAAGCCAAGGACACAAACAGCAGAUGGGAAACCGGAUCGCAGACCACCACCCUGCGCUCUUCCACCUCAGCAGAGUGGCAGAAGACGUCAUCCGUCAGCCUGGUUGAAAAGGGCCAGUCCCUUGACUAUCUCGACGAGAAGCUGGGGGAUCGCUUGCUGACCAUGGCCGCGCUGGACCACGUCCUGGGCGAGAACCCGGGACCCCUGCAGGAGUUCUCCGCGUUGUGCGACUUUUCCGGAGAAAACAUUGCCUUCCUGACGACGCUGGCCGUUUGGCAAGCAUCUCACACAAACGCCUUUGAUCAAGAAAGCCGGCUCGAGUCAUACAACCGAGCACUGGAAAUUUAUAUCGACUUUGUCAGCCCUCGGGACGCCGAGUUUCCCCUCAACCUGUCCUCUGCAGACCUAAAGCCCCUUCAAGAUGUUUUUGAGAAGGCGGCGAGAAUUGUCUGUGGCGAAGGACGAAACGACUCGGCGACGCCUUUUGAUAUGGACCCAGCGCCUACAAGCAGGGCGCUCAGCAGCCUGGUGAGCUACACAGGCGAGGUCCCCCAAGGAUUUCACGUCGGCAUAUUCGACGCCGUUCAGUGCCACGUAAAGUACCUUGUCUUUACAAACACGUGGCCCAAGUUCGUGGAGGAGAUGCAGCAGCAGCGCAGGAGGUCCAGUGACACGGGAAACAGCGACUUCACUACGUCGUCUGAGAAGACACUGGCGAGCAGGGUUUCGAGUCAGCUGUCAAGCCUUUUCCGCUCCCUCUGGUAA
This is a messenger RNA of Purpureocillium lilacinum, 1689 nucleotides long. RefSeq lists its product as uncharacterized. The record is from RefSeq and is a predicted model, not a curated record. NCBI's taxonomy places the organism in Eukaryota, Fungi, Ascomycota, Sordariomycetes, Hypocreales, Ophiocordycipitaceae.